UAUAUGUCAAUUAAGAUCUAAAAGUGUUUUAUUGUUAAAAAUACUCCAGUUGUGCCUGGAAAAUAGGUUUACAUACAUAUAUUGGGAAGCGGACAAAAUAAAUUUCAUUAGAUGGAAAAAAAUAAUGAGUUUUACUAGGUAUAAUUAGAUAUAAACCAAAGAGGGUUUUAUCAAUAUAAAUAUUUAGUGGCUGAUAAUAACGAAUAAAAAAAGUAAGAAAAAGGAUACAGAAAUUUCUAUUAUGGAAAAUAAAAUUUAUAAAUGGUGGAUUCCUGGAAUAAAAAAGAAGUAACACUUAGAAUUUAUACAAAAUAAUAAUCAAUUUUUGAUGGGCUUAAAAUUAAGGUCCAUUAAAAAUUUAAUUCAGAGGUUAAGAUUAAACAAUCAGAAAUAGAACUUAGGUAAAUUAAGCAAAAUAAAAGAAUUUAUUACGAAGGAAUCAUCUUUGCUGAAUCUGAUUUGAAUAUUUUAGAAAUUGAAUUUUUUUUUAAUGCUGUCGGAUAAAAUCCAAGCAGAUUAGAUUAAAAAUACAUGAAAAGUAUCGAGUUCUAUUAUACAAACCUCAAAACAGUUGGGAAUUAAUCAUAUGUUGAAAUUAAUGAGGAGGAGUUUGAGAAAUUGAGUUGUAAACCAAUUGUUAACGAAACAAAUCAAUAAAAAUUGAAUAAUUUGUAGAAUUUAUCUGAGAAUUACACAUUCUCUAAAGAAUUAUAAUAUGAUAAAAUUUAAACCCUCAUGCAAAUAUUUGAGACCAGUAUAAAAAAUUAUUCAGAGAAACUAUAAUCAAAAGAUAACUAAAUAAAAGAAUUAUAUUUGGAAAAAUUAUAACAUGAUGACUUUAUUAUUUAUAAUUAUAAGGAUGCAUUUGAACCAGAUGUUAUUAGUGAAUAUUAAAAUGAAUUUUAUUUGAUAGUUAAAGAUCUCUAAAAUAAAAACAAUUCUAUUUUUACUCAAUUCAAUUAAGACUUCUAUUCACAAGAGUAAAUGAUAUAAGAAUACAAAACAUAAAUUUUAGAGAACGAAAAAACAAUAGAUCUACUAAUUAAAAAAAUCAAUUCAGAAAAAGACAUAAAAAAGUAGAAUGUAAAACAAAUUGAAAAAUUAAAAGAUGAGAUUAAGAAAUAUUAACAACAUUUGGAUUAAAAAAAGACAGCUGUGGGAAAAUUAGAAGAAUAUUCAAAUGAAGAAAAGCAAAUCAAACAAGUAACAAUUAUAGAAAAAGAAAAAUAAUUUCGAUAAUAAAUCGAAGUGCUUGAUAAUGAAAUCUAAGAGUUUAAGAGAAAUAACGAAAGCUUAAAGAAUGAUCAUAAAACAAUCUCUAAAGAGAAAGAAAAUCUAAUGAGAUUAACAAACGAAAAGGAUGAAUAAUUAUAUAUUAUUAAAAGGGAAAAUCGCAAACUAACUGAAAACUAAGAGGAAUCUAAAAAAGAGUUGGAAGAAGCAUAAUAAACUUUAAAUAAAUAGAAUGAUUCUUUAGGAAUAAUUACCGCAAUAUUGAAGGAAAUUAUAUUUUUAUUAGUUAACCUUUGCAAAAACAUUCUAAAAGUGUUGACAUCAAUAAAUGAUCAAAACGAACAAAAAACAUUUAAUAUGGAUAUUGUGAAUCUUAAAAUUCAUCUAUCUUUGAUAGAAUAGGGUUUGUAAGAUUAUCUAGAAUAAAAAAAGACAUUAUAAUAAGUUGAGGUCUAUUUUUAUUAGGAAGUGCAGCCAUUAUUAAGAUAUAUGUGUAAUAGUGUCAGAAUUAAAUAGGGAAAAUAAAUGGAAAUAAGCAAUUCUUAAUUUUACAUGAUAUAAAUCUUUAAGGUUUUGAAGAAAUUUGAGUCAAUAUAAGAAAUUAUGCCAAUGCCAAAACCAAUACUCUCCCGAUAAACAACAGAGGUUUCUCUAAAGUAAAUUAGAUCUCCUUAUUAUCAUAAAUUAGGGAUAAAAGAAAAUCUAUAUAGUAAAGAUUGA
Messenger RNA from Paramecium octaurelia, 1953 nucleotides. The record is from the annotation of a GenBank genome assembly. Lineage: Eukaryota; Ciliophora; Oligohymenophorea; Peniculida; Parameciidae.